This is a messenger RNA of Lepisosteus oculatus (spotted gar), 3171 nucleotides long. RefSeq lists its product as uncharacterized. NCBI's taxonomy places the organism in Eukaryota, Metazoa, Chordata, Actinopteri, Semionotiformes, Lepisosteidae. The record is from RefSeq and is a predicted model, not a curated record.
GCACGCCCUGCCGUGGGCAGACGCUCAGGUAUUUAAACGCGGAGUGCGGUUUGAUUCUUGUGACGUUCGGGAGUCUGAAGAUGCGCAACUUGUUGAUUUCUUUCAUUUUCGGGAUCGCCCUCUCCGAAGAAUGCAAGCGGUUUCGUAGAGAGAAGAAUGUAGCUCCAUCAGGCCAGGCAGUCCAGUCAUCUACUUACAACUCAUUUGGCAGUGCUGAGAAUGCCAUUGAUGGCUCGAGAAAGAACCUAUUCAACCUCAAGACCUGCAUCCUCUCACAGUAUGAAAUUGGGCCAUGGUGGAGAGUUGAUCUGCAGAACUACUAUCGCGUGUCUGCAGUCACUAUUGUCCCAUUGGCCAUGUGGUACAGCAUGAUUGUGGGUGCUGAAGUCCGUGUUGGAAACUCGCUCAUUGGAAAUGGAAACAAAAACUACAUGUGUGGCACUGUUAAUGCCACUUCCAGCGGCUCAUUCCCUACAGUGUGCUGCCAUGGAGUAGUUGGUCGCUAUGUGAAUGUGGUGAUCCCCGAUAAGCCUCAGUACCUGGUGUUCUGUGAGGUGGAGGUGUAUGCAGUCCCAGUUACCUGUGUUCGUUUCUCUGGAGAGAAAAAUGUGGCUCUGAAGAGCAAGGUUUCCCAGUCCUCCGUCUAUGAGCCCCUUAGUCUGGCUAUGAAAGCCGUUGAUCGAAACAAGGACAACAUCUACUCUAAUGGAAGCUGUGCCCACACCCGGUAUGAUUACAAUGCUUGGUGGAGGGCAGACCUGCAGGCAAGUCACAUAGUCUCCGAAGUCACAGUUUUCAAUAGGAGAGACUGCUGCCACCAGAGGCUGCAGGGGGCUGAAAUCCACCUUGGAGACUCCGUGUUGAACAAUGGAAGAGACGGCUACAGGUGUGGCAUAAUCACCUACACUGCUCCUGGUUCUGUGCACACCAUCUGCUGUAAUGGGCGAAAGGGGCGCUACCUGACCAUAACCAUUCCGGGGCGCCAAGAGUAUCUCACUCUGUGUGAAGUGGAGAUUAAUGGACUGCCUAUUCCUCCUUGUCUCCCAAACUACUAUACUGAGUCCAACGUGGCCUUAAUAGGAAAAGCCACCCAGUCCUCCACACUGGACAGCCUGGGUGUAGCUGAUCAUGGUAUCAAUGACAACUACAGCCCUCACUACUUCAAAAGUGCCUGUACUAGCACUCGCAAGGAGGCCCGGCCCUGGUGGCGAGUGGAGUUACCAGGGAGGUAUGCCAUUACAACAGUGAUUGUUGUGAACCGUGGUGACUGCUGCCCAGAACGUCUGAAUGGUGCUCAGGUCCGUGCAGGUGAAUCCCAGGAGGACAAUGGCAACGUCAACCCCAGGUGUGGAACGAUUGCUAAUGCCUCCCGAGGCACCUACCACUACUUCUGCUGUUGUGGGAAGAAGGCUCGUUAUAUCAACAUUGUUCUCCCUGGAAGGUCACGAGUCUUGUCUAUGUGCAAAGUUGAUGUCUCUGGAGUUCCUGUUGCUGAAGAUUGUCCUCGCAUUCCUGGAGACAAAAAUGUUGCUUUGAGGGGUGAAGCCACUCAGUCCUCAACAUACAGUGGUCUUGGGGAAGCAGGCAAUGCCGUAGAUGGAAGCUGGAAUGCUUACUUGUUUCAGUCCUCUUGCACCCUGACACGGUACCAACAGGCCCCCUGGUGGAGGGUGGACCUGCAUGGCAAGUACCAGGUGUCAGCAGUGCUAAUUAGGAACAGGCAGGACUGCUGUAAGAAUAGGCUGGAGAGAGCAGAAGUUCAUCUAGGAAGCUCGCUGGUUAACAAUGGCAACAGCAACUACAGGUGUGGCAUCAUUCAAUCAACCUCUCUAGGCUCUAUCCACCUCAUCUGCUGUGGAGGGCAAGUGGGCCAGUAUGUGAAUGUGGUUUCACCAAAGACUGUGUUCCUCACCCUCUGUGAAGUGGAAGUCUAUGGAGUACCAGUGCCCAAGUGCAGACGCUUCAGAAAGGAGAAGAACCUGGCUCUCCUGGCUCUGACAUCUCAGUCGUCCACCUACGAAGCGGCUGGCCAAGCCAGUCAUGCCAUAGAUGGGAACCGCAGCCCCUACUACAUUAUGAAGAGCUGCACUCACACGCUUUAUGAAGUGUCUCCCUGGUGGCAGGCUGACCUGCGGAUGUCUGUGCAUGUCUCGGCCAUUAAAGUGGUUAACAGACGGGACUGUUGUCACAAGCGCCUGGUUGGUGCUGAGGUGCGGUUGGGGAAUUCUCUGGCUGCUAAUGGCAAUGCCAAUUACAGGUGUGGUGUUAUUUCUGUCGCAUGGCCUGGCUCAGUCCACACCCUCUGCUGUAAUGGCAGAAAAGGAAGGUAUGUCAAUGUAGUCAUUCCUGGAAAAGAGAAGAACAUCCUGACCUUGUGUGAGGUGGAGGUAUAUGCUGUGUGCCCACCCAAGACUUGCCCACGAUUCUGGAAUGAGACUAACGUGGCUCUAAAGGGUGCAGCGAAUCAGUCUUCGACUUUCAGCCCAACGGGUCUGGCAAGCAAUGCCAUUGAUGGGAACCAGAAUCCCAACUACUUCAGCUGGUCUUGCUCUCAUACCCAGAAGAACUUUGGCCCCUGGUGGCGCCUUGAUCUGAAGACUAGGUUUCGUAUCAGCUGGGUUCUGAUUGUGAACAGACAGGACUGCUGCUCUGAGAGGUUGGAGGGGGCAGAGGUGCUAAUUGGAGAUGGGCUCCUGGAGCAGACUGAUGAAAAUAUCUGGUGUGGGACAGUUGAAAAGGUGUCCCCAGGAUCCAUUCAUAAACUCUGCUGCUAUGGCAUCAAGGCUCGUUUUGUGAAUAUCAUCAUUCCAAACCGAGAAGAGUAUCUCUCUCUCUGUGAGGUGGAAGUCUAUGGUGUUCUCCCUCUUCACAAUCUGGGAGAAAGUGAACAGUUCCUGAGGGAACAGGUGAUUGGAUCAAUACAGCCUUCCAGUGCAGACAGGCCUGCACUUCCGGACUCCCAGAAUGCCGUUUCAUCAAAGUCCAGUAUACAGAGGCUUGUCUCUGCCUUGAAGCCUGGUUCCUUGGAAGACCAUACACCACCUAGAAAUGAGCAAGAUGGUCAACCCAGAUGAGAGGUUUUCACAUUCCUUAAAGUUAUAAAGGUAAACCAGCUGGUGCCAAAUGUGAAACUCAACUGGAAACUUGAAUAAAACUUUUACUGGACUUCAA